Molecule: messenger RNA, 3207 nt
Organism: Strongylocentrotus purpuratus (purple sea urchin)
Lineage: Eukaryota; Metazoa; Echinodermata; Echinoidea; Camarodonta; Strongylocentrotidae
Product: skin secretory protein xP2-like
Exons: 5
Coding region: 457-1584 (375 amino acids)
Source: RefSeq, a predicted model, not a curated record
UUUGACUCGGGGCAGUAUGAGUCUUGUUUGGGCAAUAUAUGUGGUAUCUCCCUCAAGGCCAGUCAAAAAAAAAUAUAUAUCAAUAUAUGGAUCAAAUUUUGUGUUUAGUUCCAAAGAGCACUAAAUCCAUCAUUUGUUUAUGGUGGGUGUAAUUUUAUUUAGGGUAGAUCCAUUUUAUUAAUUUACCUUAAAUGGGUAUUGUACAGGGUCAAUGGAGAUAUUGUCUCAUUCUAUCUUCCAUAGAUCCAUAAUGAUUGAUGCUAUACACAGUUGAAACUUGACGUAUAAAUAGACCAUAAUGGGAGGAGCAUUUCAUAAGAUAAUACGAAAUCGUGAAAAUGUGCUCUUCAUGAUAUAAAUUAGAAUAUACAUAUCACCUAAUUUGCCAAGGGCCGAAUUCAAGGCUAGUUAUUAUUAUGAUUGGUACUGUUAUAGUUUUUAUGGUACGUCUAGUGAAUGCGAAAGUUUUUGCUUUUACAGCAUUAUGAAAUUUGUGUCAUCUCUAACUUUUUUAUAAUCCCACAACAGAUAGAUGAAUGCAUGGACUGGACUUCGGGGGAUAGUGUUCAGACCGAUGUCAAGCAUGAACAUAAACCGGACAAGCCUAAUGAUGUCAUUAAGCCCAGCAAGCUGGAGGAUCAAGUUCAUGCACUGGAUACUACCCUUGGUCCUAAGCCAGCCCUGACAGCUGUUGACAGCCAGUGUCCAGAGCCACCAUCCGGACCCAUUGACAGGGAAGCUAGUGAUUCAACGCCCCAAGCUGUAGAUGACAAGGGUCAGGGGCCAGAACCUGGAGCUGUCAAUGGACAGGGUCUAUCAAAGAACAAGAAUGAAAUGAAUGGGAUACUCAUGGCAGGUCGGAAAGGGUCUCCACUGCCAAGAAGGAGGAAGAGGGAGAUGCCUUAUGAAGGGCAAGUGCCUGCAAUGCCUAUCAAUAUCUCAAGUACAAUCAACCUUGGUCCAAAGCCAGACCCGCCAUCUGUUGACAAGCAGUGUCCAGAGCCACCAUCUGCACCCAUUGACAGGGAAGCUAGUGAUUCAAAGCCCCAGGCUGUAGAUGACGAGGGUCCAGAGCCAGAAGCUACAGCUGUCAAUGGACAGGGUCCAUCAAAAAACAAGGAUGAAAUGAAUGGGAUACUCAUGGCAGCUGUUGACAAGCAGUGUCCAGAGCCACCAUCAGCACCCAUUGACAGGGAAGCUAGUGAUUCAAAGCCCCAAGCUGUAGAUGACAAGGGUCAGGGGCCAGAACCUGGAGCUGUCAAUGGACAGGGUCUAUCAAAGAACAAGGAUGAAAUGAAUGAUGGAAAAGGUUCUCCACUGCCAAGACAGAGGAAGAGGGAGAUGCCUUACGAAGGACAGGUGCCAGCACUGGGUACUACCCUUGGUCCACAGCCAGCCCUGCCAGUUGUUGACAACCUGUGUUCAGAGCCACCAUCUGGAGCCAUUCUUCUAAUUAAUACAGGUCAAAAACGAAAGCGAAACGAUUCUCCACAACAAGUGCCUAGGAAGAAGAUGAAGAUGCAUGAUGGAGGAAAAGCAACAGGACCGCAGCCAGAGCUUUUGACAACCAUGGGUACAGCUUAGAAUGAUAUAUCUAAAAAUAAUAUGAUAAAUAAAAAAUGAUAAAAAUAGGGUGAGGGGUAGAUUUUAGGGGACUGUCGCAACAGGAAGUCUUUCCAAAAUGUAUUUUUUAUUUUAUAUGCUCUUAGUUUAAUGUUUUAGGUUCAAUAUGUUAAUCUCACAUAAAUGGAAGAAGAAAAAAAUGUAGUGAAGAUUUCCUUUUGCAACAGCCAACCAAGUUGGAAAAAAAAAAUUGUUUCAGCUUAGAAUGAUAUAUCUAAAAAUAAUAUGAUAUAUAACAAAAAAAUGAUAAAAAUAGGGUAUAAGGGUGAGGGGUGGAUUUUAGGGGACUGUUGCAAAAGGAAGUCCUUCCAAAAUGUAUUUUUUAUUUCAUAUGCUCUUAGUUUAAUGUUUGAGGUUCAAUAUGUUAAUCUCACAUAAAUGGAAGAAGAAAAAAAUGAAGUGAAGAUUUCCUUUUGCAACAGCCAACCAAGUUGGAAAAAAUAAAUUGUUUCAGCUUAGAAUGAUAUAUCUAAAAAUAAUAUUAUAUAUAAAAAAAAUGAUAAAAAUAGGGUAUAGGAUGAGGGGUGGAUUUUAGGGGACUUUUUGAAAAUUUUCUAUAACGGGCCCCUUCUACAACAUUCCGUUAACAGGACUGGUGAUUAUUGAUGUUUUGUUUGAAGUAACUGUAUAUGAAAUGUUUUUCAUUGGCUUCAAGCAAAAUGAUUACAAUUAUUGAAAUUUCUUGAGACAAAACUUCCAAGGGUAUGAGAUACACUUGUAUCCCACACUCAAAGGAUUCAAUCUACCCACUGCACUUUGAGGAUUAACAGAUAUGCAUGACCAUAUACUGGUACAUGUUUGUGGCAUCACCAAUGCUGUGAUCUUAAUUCUCAAUUUUUCCCAAGUGUUGGUCAAAUCAUUUAAAGUAAGUUGCUUAUAGUGCUAUUUAUUGAAAUCUCCAUUACGCAGGCUGAAUUAGAAUCAUCAAUAUUUAUUAUAACGGUACUAUAGGCCCGUCGUUAUAACAAAGGUCACUCGACCUACCAUUUUUGCUCAAUAAUUAUAAUGAUACUAUCUAAGAUUUAUAUAGCGCUGGUAUACACAUACAGUUUCUAAGCGCUUUACAAAACAAAUGAAAUGAAAAUUCACUUAUAUAUGAAUGGUGUAACUUAAUUCAAUCAAAAUAUGAGGAUGUUCAGACAUCCCAAUGACCGAUUAUGAGAUGAUGGUUGCUCGAAAAAUGGAAUUAUUUUUUUAAAUCAAGAUUUCCAUUCGUUGUUUUUUUGCGUAGCUCAUGGACCAUUUCAUUUUGUUGAUCAAAAUAAUGUUGUUGAUUUUUUUUUUUGGGGGGGGAUGGGCAUUGUCAUUGGCAAUUGCUAUAAUUAGAAAAUGAAUGAAAUGGUGCGUUAUUUACAUUUGUCCAUAUUUUUUUUUUUUUAAGUUUAUAGUCUUAUUAUAAUAUUAUGGUCAGUCAUUGGGGGGGGGGGGCACCCGUCUUUAGUCUACUAGAUCAGUGUUUUUCAACCAUUUUUUUAGUCACAGUAGAAAAAGUUACGCUUCACCACAAUCCAUCAUCAAACUAUCCAGUGUGAUCGACAGGCGCGGAUCUAGGAUUUCUUAGGGGAGGGGGCCCACCUUUUUUUU